GCUCACUAAAAUAAUUAGUUACGCCCCUGUACUACUGAUUACUUAAAAUUCAAGUAGUAUUUAUGUAACCUUUCUGGAAACUCCAGGUUAUUGUUGAGACUCGCAUUUGAACCCCUCGCCGGGGCAGAUCGUCAAAAGCUUCCUAACGAGAAUCAUCUCUAAUCUAUCGACGCUCCCGCUAUUCGUAAAAAGGCCGCAUUUUACCGGCUUUUUUUGCUAUCGUUUUAUACCGCUCAGAUAAUUCAAUCUGCUCAGUAUUAUCGACGAUGAUUUAUUUAGCGUAUUAGUGAGUGCCUUACAAAUGAACCAAAUGGAUUAUGGAAUUCAAUCAGAGCUCUGAUGUGACACGUCAUCAAGGAAUAAAACUGACCUACUCCUCACAACCCAAUAGGUCCCCAUAACAUUCGAGUGACUGCACAUUUAGCAUACUUUGCUCCCCUACAGUCGUACAGUCUCCAAACGGUCUACAAGUUGUUGGAGUUGGAGUAAAUUGAAGCCAGAUAUGUGAACAGAGAGUUUUGGAAGAAAAGUUGGUAUUAAAGAUGAUACAGAAUGUAAAGAAAGAGUUGUUUAGCUCUAAAGACAUAUUAACAAGCCUUACUACCCUCAGCAUUUAGGAAAUGAUAAUUUUUCGCAAAAUUACAUUAGGGAAGAAAUUAAAUUUAUAUCCAGGUUAAUGGCAUAAUUUGACCAAUCAGGAAGCUCGUUUUCCUACUGUCGUCCAAUCAACCCCAUUCCUCCAACGCAAAAAUUCAAGUUCUAUGCCAUGAAACAUAUACCUUUCCUUGUCUAAGUUUUGGGGUCAAUCGAUUUCGUUUAUAGGUUAUCUCCCACUAAAAAUGUCAAAAUAAAAUAAAUUUUGUUGUUAAUUUUUACAACUUAGAAAACGAUGAACCCAAGAACAAAAUGCAAAAUUAACUCGGAUGGCAGUGUUUGUUUAUCAGAUAUUUUAAGUUCGUUUAACUCGUCAAUCAAAGAAGAACAUGCCUGGGCACUAUGUUAUCAAAUUGCAAAAUAUUUUGAGGAAUGUCUGCAGACAUAUAAACAAAACUCUUAUGUUAUUACUGAGGUACAACAUGUUUAUUUGAAGUCUGAUGGGACUGUACAUGAAAACACGGGGGUUAUAGAAGAAGAUAACUCUAGGAGGACGCCCCAAAAUGAACUGGAUAUAAUCAAAGGUAUAGGGGUGGUGAUAUACGCAGCAUUAGAUUCUGAAAUUCAAAAUGGAGAGGAAAAAGUGAUUAGUUACGACUUAGAACAACUCAUUAGUGAUUUAAUUGCAGACGAUCUUAACAAUGUAGAUCAUAACCAUCAUGAAACUGACGAUGAAGGCAUCGAAAGAGAUUCCGAUGAAGAUCCUAGCACGUCAAAGCCUACAGCUCACAUAACUUUAAAAGAGGUAAUAAAACGAUGUGAAAACCAUCUAGGGUAUUUAAGUAAAACUCAAGCCGAAGCACAUUAUAAAGCAGUAGUUAGAGCUUUAGUCGCUGAAGCAAUCGAACUAUCUACUUUUUUAGAAAAAGUUGCACAAGGCAGCAUUAGCUUGCCGUCUAGUAGCACUAGCGAUCAAUUAGAGUUCUCGGAUUGGGCGAAGUUUUGGGUGCAAGUGAUGAAUGAGCUUCGCACUGGCGUUAAACUGAAGAAAGUUAAUUUCACCAAAGCACCUAUAGAAUACGAACUGACUCCCUAUGAAGUGUUGAUGAAAGACAUAAGAAAUUGUAAAUAUAACCUAAGAAAAAUUAUGGUAAACGGAGAUGUACCUUGUAGAAUAACCAAAGAUGCUCAUGCGAUUAUACUGGAGUUUAUUAGAUCUAGGCCUCCUUUGAAAAAGGCUUCUGAUAGGAAAAUUGUACAUUCACCUAGACCUCUUACCCCUCGUGAACAGUUGUUGAAUUCUAUUAGAAAAGGAAGGAAACUGAGACCUGUGCCAACACCGAGAACUUCCAAAUUUAAAAUUGACACUUCCAAAACCACUAUCGAGGUGACUAGCCCCCCUAAACCAGCUGUAAGAAAACUGAUCAAAGUAGACUUUUCCCAAUUCGAAGAUGAUGAAGACGAUGAGAUAGCCGAAACUCCAGAUUCGGCAACAGAACCCGGUUUAUGGUCUAGCGAAUACCCAGAAAUAUGUGAUACUACCUUAGUAGAUGUAUAUGAUCUAGCUACCCAUGCAUAUAGUAGGAAUAUGGCUAGAAGAAAUACUUUAGAAGUGGUAGAAGCAAAUGUAGGCUGUUAUUCAGUGCCCCAAUCUCGACCUGGCUCCAGACAAUCGUGUAAUAGUUCAGAAGCAGAAUCUGUGCAACUUGAACCUGAGGUCGCGAAGCAAAUUCAAAAUGAACUGACUUGUUCUCAGAGUUGGCAGGACACCAUAUCUCUUGAUGAUAGGCUCUCUUUAACUUUAGCGGAGAUUGUGCAUAUUCGUACUGUCCUUACCAAGGCUGAACUGGAUGCACUGCCAGUAGAAGGAAAGGUAAGACACGACGUCGAAUCAAGAAAAGUAUGUUUCCUCUGUUUAAAAACUCGGUUCGGCAUAUUCGGUCCGUGGGGCCAACGAUGCACCCUCUGCAAACGCACAGUCUGCUCCAAAUGCUGCUCUAAAAUGAACAUUCCCAUGGAACACUUCUCCAGUGUGCCUGUAGUGCUGCUCAGUCCGAGCAUAAUGUGUACACCUGAAGAGGACAACCAGUUUUUAGCAAAGACUCUAGUCAAUAGACCUGAUUCCGCAGGCGGCUCAAAAGACAUCAGUCCUGGAGGCAGCAGGUCAGGGUCCAGCAUGGACACGCGUCAGGAGAAUGAAGCUGGGGCGUUGAACAAGUUUAAGACGAGGGCGACUGCUGUCGCAAGAGUAUCACGAGCUGCGGAGAGGUACAAGAACUCUCAGAUGAUGGUAUGCCAAGAUUGCAGAACGAUGGUGCUCCAGAUAAUAAAGUCUGCAAGAGCUAACCGAACUGCGAUAAGAAACAAAACGAUUCAGAGUCUAACAUUGAAUCUAUCGCCCGUAUUCUAGUAAGCUCAAACUUGUGACAGCUCCCGUAGAUCUGUAGACUCUGUUACGAUGAAUAGUAGAAACGGAAAUCGGUCAGAAUCCGCAACAAAGUGACGGUAUCAAUGUUUGGUAUAAAUGUUUAAGUUAUUCGAGAAGUCGCUUUACAAAUAAGAUAUUUUAACAUCCCAUUAAUCAUUGAAAAUUAGUCAUUUUAGUACUUACAGUAAACACUUGGAUAUUAGUACAGUUAAAAUAAUUAGAGGAUAAUAAAUUAAACGUUUUUUUACUUUUAAUGACAAAAAAAGCAAGUCCAUUAGAGGAACCGAAUUCAAAAUUAUUUUACACAUCAUAUUUGAAACAUUAUUUGGUUAAAACAUCUCGUGUUUGUUGGUAAAAAUAUAUUAAUUUGUCUGGACUAAAUUACGGUUCUGUUGAUAUAAUCUUAAGACUUGGUAUUCGCACAAUGUUGCCAAACUGAAUUUUGUUCUAUUCGGUUUAAAUUUUUUAGCCGAUUUCCGAGCCUACUAUAACUGUUCCUUUUAAAUGAUGCAGUUUUUAGAAUUAAUAAAUCGUGAGGAAAGGUAUAUGUACCCGUAUAUACAGUUGUAUAUUUUAUUGAAUAUAAGCUUACAUUUAUUUUACCAUUUAUACCAGUUUUUAGGUUAUGAGUCGACACUUUUGACAGCUGAUACAAACCAAAUAGGCAGUUUUAGAUAUUUGGAAAAGAUUUUUGAUACACUUAACUACCAAAAAUUAUGCUUAUUCUGAUAGUUGAUUUUCUAGUGAACGGAUUCCGCUAUUUUUUAAUUGUUUUAGAUUCUUUGUUUGGUAUUUACACUGUUGGACAAAGAAAGAAAAUGUUUUUUAUGAUAAGUUUUUUUAAACAAUAUUUUGUUGCUUUUUUGCUUUGUAUUUGAUCCUGUCUCAACUGUCAACAGUUUCGUCAACCACAUUAGUCGUACAACUGAAAAAAUCAAAAUUGUAUUGUUUUUUGACCAAACAACAUUUUAAUUUUUACCAAAUUUGAUAUUACUAUGUCAGCUUGAUGUUUGCAUUGAAAAUUCAGUGUAUUUUAUUAAUAAAGUUACCUAUAUCGGUUUUACUAAUUUUUAUGUACAAUCAAUUGUUGAAUUUUAUUUCUGUGUUAAAUUAAUUUAGUUUUUUUUAUUUGCCAAAGAUUAUUUAUUUGAAAUUCUUGCCUGUGUUUCUUCUUGCCAAAGAUUAUUUAUCUAGAAUUCGGAAAUUUAUUUAUAUUGUAUUAAAAUACAAGGUGAUCCAUAACUAAUAUAUCCCAAACAAGCUUCCUAAGUUUACUAGAUUCAUUUUAUCUUUAUAUUUUCAGGUAUUUUUACUUUUACUUCACAAUUUCAAAGGGUCUCCCAGAACAGUAACAUCACCAAUUUAAAACAAUUUAUUUGACUUGUUUCUUGUCCUGAUGCAAAAUCAUUCAUUUUUAGUUGUGAUCAAUUGUUAAUACAACCUAAAUAAAGUUCUUAGAUUCACCAGAUUCAUUUUAUGAACUUCAUAAUAUAUUACUUUACACAGUAAAAGUGUCUCCUGGAAGAGUAACAUUAACUUCCUGAAUUCUUUACUGCAUUCAUUGACGAAGCAUAUUUAAUAAAACUACGACAAUCGUCACCAUCUUUAAAUUUUUUUCACAAACUGUUGUUUCCAUAAUAUUGGUCCAUCGAGCCGGAUUAAAGUAGUUUUAUAGCUGUAUGAAUACACAGUUGCAGAAUGUCAGUUUUCGCACCAUUCUCUGUUACCACCGUUUUUAAAUAUAUAUCUACAGGGGUCCUACAGCCUCUGCCGCAUUUCGAUCUCCACCUUUUUCGGCCGGCCCAUUCUUCCUCAUUUAUGGCUCUAUCUCUCAUUAUUCCUCUGAUUCCUUCUCUCCAUUCCAGUGCUGGUCUUCCUUUCCUUCUUCUAUUUCAUGGAACAUAGUUUAAGGCCUGUUUUGGCCAUCGUUGACUCGCAUUCAUUCGCAUUACAUGUCCGUACCAUACAAGCUGUUUGGAUUCUAUUGUAUCUACGGUAUUGUAAAUCCUUUCUGUUCUUCUUUUUAUUUCUUCAUUUGGGAUGCAAUCAAGUCUAGUAUCCGACACGAUAUCUAGAUUUGAUCCUCUUCCUAGAGGAUCUUCUUAGAUAGUCCAUUUCUACUAUUUCCAGUUUUUUCUUCUCAUUCAUUGUCAUUUGCCAACAUUCAGAUCCGUACGUCAAAAUUUGUUCUACAACGGACUUGUAGAUUGUCAUUUUGAUUUGUAAACUAAUUUUAGGAGACCAAAGUAACGAAUUUAGUGUUUGUACCACAUUUUGGCCCUGUUAUAUUUUCUGCUGGAUGUCCCGUUUCGAUGUUCCUUCCUUCGCUAUGACUGUCCUUAGGUAUUUAAAUUCUUCGCAUUUUUUUAUAUCUCUAAUCGAAAGUUGUGGGUCUCUUUCUUCGUCCUUUAUUCUAAGAUAUGUUCCGUUGGUGGUUUACGGAAACAAUUAAAUGAAAUUACAAUAAGUGUAAGACAACGAACAAUAAUAUAUUUAUUUAUUUUUGGUUAAAAAGGCGUGCUUAUAUCUCGUAAGAGGGUUUGUUAUUCUUUGCGGGACGAGGGUUUGUGUCAGACUGCCUGUGGAUGAACUAAAAACAUUAGUUUUACAUUUCUGUGGUUGGCCAGGUCAUCAACAGGCCAUCAACAUCUGGUGUUUUAAAAGCUGAGAAGGCAUUUUAGCUGAAUACUGAUAUAUUUCGUUUCUUAAAAUUUAACAGGCCCUUUAUGCAUAGUGUUUGUGAAUUUUAAAAUGGGACGUAUUAUUUCAUUUUGAAAAAGUUAUUAAAAAUUAAAAUUAGCAAAAUAGUAAUUGAAGCGUGUCGCCACAGAUAUUCUGUUUUGUUUAUAUUGAUUGUGAGUGCCCAAUUUUCGUAUUCUUCGGUUAACUUAAGAAUCAUAUAAUCCUUGUCUUCCUAGUCAUUUGCCAUAAUCACUUGAUCGUCUGCGAAGAAAAGAUUUAUGAACUUGUUUCCAAGUUCUAUUCCCAUUCCUAUGCAUUUUCUCCUCCAGUUGUUUAAUGCUUCCUGAAUAUAGAUUUUGAAUAGAGUUGGGGACAAAGAACAUCCGUGUCUUAAGCCUUUUGUUACAGGCGUAUUUAAAUGUUGACGUAUUUAAAUAAAGUUAAAUAUUCGGAGGAGUAUCGUUUUCACUUUUAACUGUUUUCAGUCACUUUUACGGGUUUUCUGCCUGUUUAAUAUCUAAUAUAGAGUCAGAAUGAUUUUAAUAUAUUAUGAAACAAUUGGAUCACUCCCUAUACUACACAAAAGCUUAUUUUUGAGUCUCUAAUUAUUGUUUAAUAUACACUGUUUAUUGGACUAGAUUACUAUUAACCUAUUUUUUUUUUCAAAAAUUAGUGUAUUUUGUUAAUUACCAAAAAUGGUUGUAUGGGCCAUUCCACGAACAUACGCCUCUUUUGGAUUAAUUCGACAACGAAUAUUUUACUGUGCAACAUAAGAAGUACGAAAGUAAAUGGCGCUAAUAAUUAUUCCAAUAAACAACAAUGUAAUUUGCAAUUUACUUUCGUUCUUCUUAUUUUGCACAGUAAAAUAUUCGUUGUCGAAGUAAUCCAAAACAAGCGUAUGUUCGUGGAAUAGGGUAUAUCAGUUUUUAUAUACAAGAAAAAUGUUAUAUUUUAUUUACUGUGUUAAAUUUAUUUAGUUUUUUUUAUUUGCCAAAGAUUAUUUGAAAUUCGUCUGUGUUUGUUCUUGCCAAAGAUUAUUUAUCUAGAAUUGGCAAAUGUACUUAUUAUAUUAAAAUACAGGGUGAUCCAUGGGUAACUGAACGUAAACAAGGUUUUCAGGUUCUUAAAAUUCAUUUUGAUUAUUUCAAGCUUUCGAUCUCAUCUUUAGAGUCAUCUUCAGGACUUUUUACUGUAAUUCAAGAGUUGCCAGAGACAAGGGCGAAUGGGGGAUUGUUCUUAAGAAGGCUUUGGCUCAUAAAGAGCUGUAACGCCACUGAUAAUGAUGAAUUAUUCAAGAUUGUGUAUUAUUUUAGAGUAAAAAAUGGAUUUCAAUAACCCCCAACGUUUUGAUGAAAUCUGGACUGUAAGGUGGCUAAUGAAAUGACACCCACGGCAUCUGCAGCAAUCUUGAAAUACUUUAUCCGAAGCAGUGGUAGCAGUGUAAGAUACCUGGGAGAUUGGUUGAUCCCAUCUUCUGGCGCCCGUAAUUUAGUCUUAUUUUAUUUAUCUCCUAUAUUCUUCUAUUUUUACUAUAUUAUUAUAUUUAUUCUGUCUAUUUUAUGAACAUCUAUUCUUAUUAUUUCCGCUACCGUCUUUGACAGGCAUGCUAAUUGGCCGUAUCCAUCCUUGAGUGUCAAGUUGUCAUUCUCUUGCAUAUCUAGCUAGUCAUUCAAUUUACAUCUAUUUAUUUCUAAUUUUAUUAUCAGUUCAUAUCACCUUCUUUAUCAAUUCUAUUCUAUUUGUCUUUGCAUCUUCCUCUACUAAUACUACUGCAAAAAUAGUAUUUUGUUACUUUGGCUUCUCAACGUAGAAGCCCUUCAUUUUGAUACACUUAGUAUUUAUUUCUUUUCCUUACUUCUGUUGGAGUUUAUCUUUUCUCUUUACGUUCACUCCAACAGAAGCUUUCUUUUUUGUUACAUUGGCGCCCAACGUGGGGCGCAACAUGGGCGCAAUACACUUAGAAUCUAUUUCUUUGUCUACUUCUGUUUGAGUUUAUAUUUCUCUUUACUUUCACUCCAACAGAAGUUUUCUUUUUUGUUACAUUGGCAUACAUUUAUCCGAAUAGUUUCUUAUGUUGAAGAGAAUCCGUUCGUUUUUAAUUUUGUUCUAGAGUGUAAAGAAAAAGAUUUUUGACAAACUUGUAUAGUAUAUGUCAGUGCAAGAAAGAAUACUAAUAAAAUAAAAAAUCACAACUUGACACUUCAAAGUAUUUUCUUCGUUCGCUUUUGUUCAUUGGUCCUUCGAACAGGAUAAAACUAGAGUUUUAUAGCUGUAUGAGCAGGCUUCUAUGCGAAUGGCAGUUUUUAUCGUCUAGUAGUUAUCGUCUUUAAAUCAAGUUCAACUAAGAGCUGUGUUUGUAAUUAUCAUCGUUUUUACACAUUUGAUGAUGAUUCUCUCUAUUUACUAUGUAUGAUUCAGACCCGAACGAGUUUAAGGUAUUCUGAAACCGUUGGAUCACCCUUUAUACUACAAAGAAGCAUUUUUGCACUUUUGAACGUACCUAUAAUCAAACUGAUGAGAAGUCAGCUCUUAUAUUUUAACUUUUUUUUUAUUUUUGUUCUAUCAAAUCGAAUACAGAAUCAUCUAGGGACGGUUUGCUUCAUAGGCUAUUUUUAUUUUAUAAAGACAUUUUUAUGUUAAAACUAUUUGUGUUACUGGACCGUCUUAAGAUGAUUUUGGGACAUUAUUUAUAUAUUUUGAACUCAUUUAUAAGUGUACGGACCAUCUGAGAUGAUUUUGGUACACUAUAUGUAUAUUUUGAACUCAUUCAUGUAUUUAUCAUACUAUAUUCUUUCUUUACUAGGUGUUACUUACAAUUUUUGAACAAUAUUUUGCUGUGAUAACGUUGGUAUAUAAUAUAAAGAGUCACAAACAAAAAUAUGCAAUUAAAUCUCUUAAACGGUGGAAGAUAUAAGUCCUAGACCAUAUUUUUAGUGCUAUUUCAGGUUUUUCUUUUCUUAAUAUCGUCAUAUGUAACUAAGAUUAAUAUUAUUAGUCAUCAUAACAAUUCUCUACUACAAUAAUUGACAUUAGUGCAAUUUAUUGUGUCAGUUACUGGACUCAGGAGAUUCAGGCACAGGAAAAGGUGCUAUUGAAAACUCCAGAGAGGUACAACCUGGAACUUGAGUUCAAUAUUAGUUGUUAUAAUAAUAAUAAACUUAGUUAUGAAUAUCCAUCACAUAUUAUACUUCAUAUACAUUCCAAAUAUUUAGAAAUAACAAGGACAAUCAUCCAAGGUACCCCUUGAUUCUGUGUAAAUAUUUUCGAUUACUUUUCUUCGCCUUAUAUUAUAAUACUACCAGAUAUGAUGGUGCACAGCAAAACCUCCACUGGUUUGUAAAACACGAAAUUCACACAACAAAUUUUCAACCAGACCAAAGAAUUCCUUCAGAUACGACAUUAUUUAGACGCGACACAUUUAAAUGACUUCUUCUCCUUUACGUGCCAUCUCCGCGACAAAGGUUGGCAAUCAUCACUGCUAUUCUAACUCUCGACACUACAGCCCGAAAGAGUUCAGUUGAGCUGCAUCCAAAACAUUCUCUGAAGUUUCUCAGCCAUGACAUUCUUCUUCUACCUAUGCUGUGCCUUCCUUGAAUCUUUACCUGCUUCUUCCUUUUUUAAAUUUAAAUGACUAUACCCAGUAAACAGACCAUUAUAGCGGCAUUGGCUAAGCAAUAAGUCCGCGAUAAUACACAUUUAUAACAUUUAUUCUAACAUGACAUUUAAGUUAAAUGUGACAGUUGUCAGAAUCGUAAUCAGCCAAAGAUGAAAAGGGUAUUACAGUAUAACCCUUUUAUUUGCAAUUUGCCAUAAAAACAAAUCAAUUGUGUUUAUUGCAUUUAUAAAAUGCUAUUUUCUUUGACUUGCGUAGUCUUAUAAAUUGUACAGAUUAUAGUCGUAUAUAUAAUUCGUAAAUCAUUUUUUGUUCGAUUAUAGCGCCAUCUAUUAACAACUAGAAUAAAUGUUAUAAAUUAUUGUGAUCACGGACGUACCUUUUUUCUGUCACUUUCGACUUAAUGCGUUAGAAAGAAAUCGAAAAAUUGUGACGCACUGAAAGAUGCCUCUGAGAACGAGAUUAUUUAGGAUGGCAGUAAAUAAAAUUAAUAUAGCUAUGAUGGUAACCAACGUUCUGAAAGGACAUGGUACAUGAAGAUGUAUGUUUCUUUGUUAUAAAGUUGAAAAUAUGUUGUGUUAAUAUGUUAUAAUCUUGUUCACCUCACAUCACUUAUAUUGCUAGAGCCACACAUUGAUACUUAUACGACAAUUCAGCCUAUUAAACGAUUUGUUAUAUUGUUUUGCUUACAAAAUCCUUCAUCGAUCAUAUCUUGUAAAAAGCAUCAUCUCGAAUUGCACCCAAUAUAAAUAAAUUCAUUUAAAAAAUCUAUAUCUAAAGUGGUAUUGUUGUUUCUCCAAAGAAAACCUGAGAUUCUAACCUAUACCCUGUUUACUACAAAAACACUUAUACGCUUUUUUAAGAUAUCUGACGUCUGAGCAUUGCCAAAACAUUAGAAUAGGACUCUCCAUCAUGACCAUGUUUAUUGUACAGAGAGAAGCUAGGCAUCAUUACAUGCCAGCGAUAUGUUUCUUUUGUUUUUGUUUACUGUACAAAUAAUAUCUAUAAUUCUUUAUUCUAAUUAAUGAUGUCAAUCGGGUUUUAUUACUUGCCGAAAUAUUAUCAUAGUGUAUAAUUAAUAAAAUAUCAUUUAAUAUUUUAAGGCUAAAAAUGACAGAUGCAUGUACAGAAUAGUAUACGAAUAAAAUAUAAAAUAUACGAAUAAAAAGUAUUUUUAUUUCAAUAUCUAUGUUUUUGUAUUUUUUUAUUUUUUAGCGUUAGUUUAGUAAUAUAAUAGUAUAUUAUGAAACGAGCAUUUAAUGAUGGUCAUUAUGAAGCGAGUAUGAUGGAUACGAAACGAGCCGCCUAGUGGCGAGUUUCGUAUAGAGUACGAGCUUCAUAAUGAUAAUUUAAUGCAAGUUGUAUACACGAUUUUUUCUAUGAUCGUUCACAACAAAAAAUAUAUUCAAAUUUAUUAAUUUUAUAACGCAAAGAAAUUAAGUAGUUUGUCAGUGUCAGUUUGUUUACAUGUUGAGAACUGUCAAAGCGUAUGUAUUUGACUCGUCAUUGGUAACUGCGCGUGUGUCACCUUCAUCGCGAAUGCCAUAUCGCGAUUCUAUUGGUUAAAAAUCUGUAUCGUAAUGAAAAUCUGUAUUAUAAUGAAGUUCAUUAUGAUACAGGUAGCGACAUCAUAAUUGAUAUAGUAUGAGAAUAGAAAAAUAAUAAUAAAGUACAUGUGAAAGCAUAAUUUAGAUGAAAAAAACUGAAUCCUUUAUUUCCUUAUAAACAAUCACGUGGAAUACCUACAAUAUUUUAUUUGUACUAAAUACUAUUCAGUAGGUACAUGCAUCUGUCAUUUUAGCCUUAAAAUAUUAAAUGAUCUAUUUCAUUAAUUAUACACUAUGAGAGUAUUAUUGUUAAGGGGAUGGGUACGUAUUUUCGGCUGCAAUGCUAUUCAAAUGUGGAUUCAUUUUUUUCGAAUCCUGAGAAAACUGAUAAGUAUUUUUGAAAAAUUUAAACGCAGAAUGAAAGAUUACGUUCUUACCGAGGGCUGAAAGUCCCUGAGAACUUCUGUAAUGUUUAUUUUAAUAAAUUACAGGGGUGAAAAACUAAGAGAAAAUGUAGUGUGAUUUUUAAUAUCAAAUAUCUCAUUCAAAAGAAAUUUUUUAUUUAUUCUAAAGGACUUUCGGCCCUCGAUAAUAAUUUAGUCUUUCAUUCUGCGUUUAAAUGUUUCAAAAAUAUUUAUUAGUUUUUUCAGGAUUUGAAAAAAUGGACACCAUGUCCGUGGUGAUAUUUUCCAAAUCUAACAUUCGUUAUCUUUGUCAUACAACGCACUGAGUCAAAUAGAAUAAUAUGACAACACAGUGACAGUUUUAAAUAUUUGACAUGGCAUCGGGAAUAUUUUGAGUUGUUGAUUAAAUAAUAUUGAUAGUGUAUUUGAUAAAUAAUUGAUUUAAGACGUGAACUUAAUAAAAAGUUAUUUAUUGUUUAUUAUUUAUCGAAGAUCCGAGCAGAGAAUACAUCAGGAUAUAUUCUGUGAUCCAAAUAAUUUUUUGUUAAAGAUGUUCAAAAUUGUAAGCGUUCCAUAGUAACAAUAUAUUAUUAAAAAAUCACUUUAACACUUUUCCUCUUUUCUCGAUUGAGUAUUAGUUUUUGUUGUACAUAUAAAUUAUUACAAUCACUGAAUACAUAGUGAAAAAAUUAUCACAUUUAUUAACUGAAUUAAUAAUUUGCAAUUAUACAAAUAACAGUUAUCCAAGAACAUUCAAAAGCCAUCUCUUUAAAGUUAAUGAUGAGAUUGUCAAGUAGAAUGACAUUCUAGUAAUGUUUACAUAUCGUAACCAAUGUGAAUUUUACUAGACGCAAUUUGCCGUGUAGAGACAGAAAAAGUAGGGAUAGCCUUAAAAUAUUUGCGAAUUAUGUACCGAUGGCCUUAAUUAACAUAUUUUGGCACGUAAUGAAAACCGAUUGACAUUAAAUAAAUAAUUAUAGAUUUUAUUUGUAUAGUAAACAAAUAUAAAGAAUAAUAUCUUUGACAAGUAAUGAUGCCUAGGUUCUCACUGUACAAUAAAUAUUUACUAUGAGAUCUCUAACGCGAGAAUUUUAAUGUCACCGUUGCAUGUGGUUGUCUUUUUAAAGACAGAUCACAUGCUAUGAUUUUUUUGUGACUGAUAUUCUUGAGUUGGGGUUGAUUUCAUGUAAUCGAAUGAACUAUCUUUCAGUAAAGUCGUCCCAGGAACGCAACUCAUAAAUAUUGUCAAUAUCAUUUUAAAGUUUUCUACUUUAAAAUGUGUCAUAUGUAUCUGAAUUGCCGAUAUAAAUGAGUCAAAUUAAAUAAAUUAUUAGAAGAAUUUUUUUACUAAGCAACAACAUUUUUGUUUAUAUUAAUAGUAUUUUGUAUUUUGACAACGGCACCCGAUUUGGGCGUCGAAACGUUAAUAAAAAUCAUUUUUUAAUAAUAUUGUGGCUUAUUUCCCAUUCUAAAUAGUUAAAACAAUAAAUAUGGUCAUGAUGACAAGUCAUAUUAUAAUGUUUUGGCAGUGCUCUGACAAAUCCUAAAUGACGUAAGCGUGUUUUUAUAGUAUAAGGGGUAUACAAACCUGUAGUGAUACUAUUAGUGAAAUAUCAAUUGAAUAGUUACUAAAUUCUAUGGCUUGUUUUCCUAAAUAAGAAUUUUAUUUUGUAUUACCUAACUAUAGCAAAUCAUUAGUGUUAUUGUUAGUGAAAUUAGUAGAUCAAUUGUAAUUCUCGUAUGUUGAAAAUAGCAGUAUUUUAUAUCCUCAAAUUUCAAAUAUAAAAGAGAGAGUAACUUUAUUUUAUUUUGGUAACCGUAAGUGUAUAUGUAAAAUUUUAUGUAUGAAUGUAUUGGAAAAUAAAAGUAUAUUGAUCGUUUAA
Messenger RNA from Diabrotica virgifera virgifera (western corn rootworm), 13151 nucleotides. It is a transcript of the gene spir, whose product is annotated as protein spire. Gene Ontology annotation, cellular component: cell cortex; cytoplasmic vesicle membrane. Gene Ontology annotation, biological process: Golgi vesicle transport; establishment of meiotic spindle localization; actin filament network formation. Gene Ontology annotation, molecular function: actin binding. Bases 890 to 3004 code for a protein of 704 amino acids. The record is from RefSeq and is a predicted model, not a curated record. The transcript has 7 exons. Lineage: Eukaryota; Metazoa; Arthropoda; Insecta; Coleoptera; Chrysomelidae.